Molecule: messenger RNA, 2695 nt
Organism: Rotaria sordida
Lineage: Eukaryota; Metazoa; Rotifera; Eurotatoria; Philodinida; Philodinidae
Source: the annotation of a GenBank genome assembly
UUUGAUCAUAUGGCCAAUCAAGAUAUUGAUAAAAAAAAUUUAAAACAAUGCUUACAAUUAUUGAUUACUGUUGUUUCAAAUACAAUCAAUAUACUUGAACGACAAACAAAUCAAUCAAAUGAAAAACAUAUAUUAAAUAAUCUUCAAAUAACAAUAAUAAAUCUAUUAGAUUGUAAUCUUUCAUCUUUAUCUUCUCAAUGUCGAAAUUAUCUUUUCAAUAUAUUAAAUCAAUAUAAUUAUAAUAUUGAAGAAAAAAUAUUUACAAUUGAAUUUACAAAAGAAAUAUUACAACCAUUUGUACAUAAUCUUCAAGGUAGAUUAUCUUUACUUGAUGCUUGUCAAGCAGCAUGGAAUGGAGAUCUAUCAUUUAUAGAAGAUUUUAUUAGAAAAUAUCCAACAUUAAUAAAUAAAUGUGGUCUUUAUGGAACAACACUUUUAUAUUCUGCAGCAAGAAAUAAUCAUUUUGAUUUAGUUAAAUAUCUUAUUGAAACAAGUAACUGUUCAGUUAAUGUAAAAAAUGAAGAUUAUUCUGAAAAAAGUGAAGAAUCAAAAUUAAAAGCAUCUACAGGUUCAACGCCAUUACAUGUUGCUUGUUUUUAUGGACAUUUACAAAUUGUAAAAUAUUUAAUAGAAAAUGGAGCUGAUUAUUUUAUAUUAAAUAAUAUAGAUGAAACUCCAAUUCAAAAUGGACAAUUCAAUAAAAAUAUUCACAAAUUUUUUGAUGAUUUUCUUUUAUUUGGUUAUUCAAAAAAAUUAGAUAAACUACCAAAUAAAACAAUUCUUGAAGAAAUUAAACAAAAUAUAGAAGUUAUCGAUUGUAUUUGGGAAUAUAAACCAUUUUCUCAAGAUCAAUGGUUAUCAAUUUCAUCAGAACUAUCAGUACAACUUCAACAAUCUUUAAUUAUUAAGUCUGAUGAAACAUUUAAAACUGAAAUCGUUUUAAAAACAUCAAAAGAUAUUUAUCAUGUAUCAAUUUCACAAUUCUUAUAUUUCAUGAUAAAUGAUAAUCAAGCAGAAAAUUUCACUUGGAUUCGUUGUCGAGGUUCAUCUCUACUCAAUUUUCAUUGUUACUCACAAUGGCAAAUUAUGUUUAUUAAACAUCCAAUAGGUAUAACAAAUAAUUCAACAUCAAUAGAAAUAUUUGAUAUGACAAAAAAUAAAAUACAACUUAAUUCAUGGUAUAAUGCUAAUAUAAAAAUUAAUUUUUUAUUGGAAAGAGCAAUGAAUUAUCGACAAAAAUAUAUAACUAUCAAUUUAAAUUUUAUUAACAAUGAAAAAAUUAUAUUUGAUCUUGAAAAUUUUACAUUUACUAAUCAACAAAAUACAAUUCAAGGUUUUUUAAGAUGGAUACCAAAAAUAAUACUCAAUAAUAAUAAAUUAACACUUGUUGAUAAUUUUCAAUUACCUACUGAUUUAGAUUUAAUAUUACUUACUGUAUCGUAUUUAAAUCAAAUGAAACUUAAUGAAACUGUUUCAAAAGAUGAAAUGAAUCAAUAUGACUUGAAAUAUGAAAGUAGUUUUGACACAAAAAUUGUGAAUUCUCAAGAUCAGCAAUCAAUACGUGAAAAGAAAUCGAAGAUUUCAGUAAAUAUUAUUCAAGAUAAUAUCAUAAAUGAACAAAGUGAUGUUAUUGUAAUAUGUUCUUUAUCAAAAAAUUUAGUUGAAACUGUUCUUGUAGCAGGUGGAGAUUCUCUACGAAAAUUAUUUAAAAUGAAAAUAAAAGAAAUUCAUAAAAGUUGUAUUAAAAAAGCAAUAAAUGAAAAUUAUAAAAGUAUUGCAUUUCCAGCUAUUGGUUGUGGUGAAUAUGGAUGUUCAAUUCAACUUAUUGCUGAAACAUUUAUUGAAGAAAUUCAUGAACAGUUAAUUGAAUAUUCGAUGAAAAUUUUAUUUAUAAUUCAACCAAAUAGAAUAGAUAUUUAUAAUGAAUUUCAAAAACAACUUAAUAUAUUUCAAUCACAACAAACUUCAACAUCACAAUCAAUCUCAAUAAUGAUUGGAGAAGGAAAAAUUGAAAUUGAACAAGGAGAUAUUAUAGAACAAAAUGUCGAUGUUAUUAUAGGAAGUUCAUCAUCAGAAAAUUUAAGACAAGCUUUAAUAAAAGCUGCAGGAUAUGAAGUUGAACAUGCUUAUAAUCAAGCAUAUGAAGAUAAUUCAAAUUCAUUAAUUAUUUCAACUCCAUCAGGUCAAUUACCUUGUAAAGAAAUUUUUUUUAUCAAAUGGAAACCAAAUAAAGAUCCUGAGAUUCUUCGACAAUCAAUAAUUGAUCUCAUAUCGAACGUUAUGCAAAAUGUUAUAUCAUGUAAUUAUACUUCAAUUGCAUUUCCAGCUAUUGGAUGUGGAAAACAUGCUUGUUCUGUUGAUAUUGUUGUUAAAACAAUGAUUAGAGAAGUAAAAAAACAAAUACAAACAAGAAAAUUAUCAUGUUUAGUUAAAUUUAUUAUUGAAUCUAAUCAACAAAAUAUUUAUGAUGAAUUUUGUAAACAACUUUUUUCAUCAAAUUUUCAUACAUCAAUGGAAUUUCAUUUACCUGCAACAUGGCAAAUAUCAAAAGAAAAUAAAAUAAGACUUAUUGUAUCUAAAGAUACUGAUGAAUAUAAAUCUGUUUUUAACCGAUUCGAUGAAGCCAUGAAAAAACAAUAUAAAAAAAUUAUAAAAAUUGAACGAAUUCAAAAUGAACGAUGGUUUAUGCAAUAUA